Molecule: messenger RNA, 2337 nt
Organism: Pestalotiopsis fici W106-1
Lineage: Eukaryota; Fungi; Ascomycota; Sordariomycetes; Amphisphaeriales; Sporocadaceae
Exons: 1
Coding region: 1-2337 (778 amino acids)
Source: RefSeq, a predicted model, not a curated record
AUGGAUCCAUCACGACCGCAACCACGACCAAACCCAGCCUAUACGGCUGACCAAGCCGUGCCCAGCGCACAAAACAAGCAUCUUGUCCAGUUCGCAGACAACCUCGCGUCCCAUGUGAUUCCCGGCAUCGUCACAGCCCUGAGAAAGAAUCAGGCGUCUGGCGUCCGGGCAAUUCACAUUGUCUCUCCUUAUUCAACUGGCAAAAGUACCCAAAUGGUGCCAGAAAUCUGGACACGCAUCAUAUCCAUGUGGCCGAACUCGCGCGGGACAUAUGUCCAAGCAACUGAAUACCAAGCAUACAGCCUUCACAGGCACCUUCAGACAACAAACGUUACAUUUGGAAAUGUCCUAGGCAAAGCAGAUCUAUACACGACUGCCAGUGGCCCACCGGCCAAUACGCUUACCCUUACUAUUUACAAGAGCUUGGAAGGAAUUCUUGCCGACAAAAUCCAACAACGCACCUCGGAACCCCCCCUUGGUCCGCUCACUAUUUUCAUUGAUCUGGAAAAGGUCCCCAGUAUUCGUGUCCAAGUCACGCUCGGUCUCUUGGUGACCUGGCUCUCCCAAGUCGCACCUCGGGCGGCUCAGCAAGGUCACAAUAUCACCCUGGUGACCUUGGCAGGCCACGAGGCGAGUGAUGUGUAUAAGACACUUCAUAGCUUUCUUGGUACAGAGGUUGCGCCACUUGUUCUUUCAGUUCCAGAUCCUCAACUGCCAAGACAGGUAGUCUCCAUCCGUGACAAGAGAGAUGACCAAGCCCCUGGGAUCUUGCAGAUACUUGUCGACGAUUUCAAGGACUUCUUGCAGUCUCCGGAGGACUUGCACCUUCCACCACCAUGCAUUGUUGUAUUCGUCUCCGAGGUUGAAGCCAACACACUGCUUGGUCAGCCCUUGUCUGAAAUGAUUGGCGACGAGCAGCAACCUCCCAUCCCUAUACCCAUACAUCACCUGACUGCCAAGUCGAGCGAAGGAGAUGUACAAAAGAUUACAUUGGCGCAGCACCCGCAGAUUAUUCGCGUCGAUCCCUCAUUUCAAUCAGUCUUGUCAGUCAACGCCACUCAUGUCAUCUCCUUGGGUCGCAAGAUCAUUCGCAUCUAUGAAGAACACUCCAGCCAGUUUGUCUCGUCCGCUGUCCGGCUGAGCAAGAAUGAACUAAGCUGGGAGAAGGCCUGGGCAGCAGCCUCCAACCUUUCAAGUGUCAAGCUAUUGACAGCAGAUGGUGACGCGAUGCCUCUGACGAGGCCAGAGAACCCUCUCGAAGGCGACCUCAUGUACCUCGCCUACAGUCUUGUCUACCAUUGGGGGUCUACCGAGUGGAAGUCGAUCCCGAUUCCCUGCCUUCCCUACACUAACCCAGUUCAUCUCAACGAAAUGUCAAGGCGCAUUGAAAUCAUGUCAGUGGUCAAGCAGGAUCCCAGCGGUGCUUGGCAGGUUCCACCUAGCUUGCGUUAUUUUAACGACUUGCUCUACACGCCUCUUAAUGAACCGCGUAGUGUUCAGCUUGCCUGUCUGAUAUCACACAUUUACGAAAUGAGACAAACUCUGUCUACCAAGGCUGUCCGUCUACUCAUUCGUCUAGCAGCAAUUAUUAGCUGUGGCAUUGCGAAGCUCAUGAACAUUGAUGAGGAGCAAAGCAGCAAGUCUGGUCUCAAAUCCCUGGGAUUUCGAAAUAGUCUCAUCUUCCAACUGGACAUUGCAGCAGCUUCGUCUGGAAUCGGCCAAACUAUGGUAUGCUACGGAUCACUCUGGGCCGCACUUGGUUUGUGGCAAAAACAAGUCGUCGAAACCAAAGGAUUCGAGAUCCUUGGGAACCAUGGCAAGGAUGGCACAAUCAAAGUGGCCAAUACUGCAGUCACUUUGCAUCUUGCUACAUGCAAGAAAGUCUUGGAACGUGCCAAACAGCUAGAGGGUGUGGUCGAAUAUGCACUUCUCUCCCCUGACCAGGAGAUUUCAGAAACCACCGCGGACGCCCUUGGACUGGAACAAGUCAACAACAUUCUCCUGCAGUCUUACAUGCACCAACAGGUACUAUUCAGACCCUUGAGAUCAGGCAGCAACGAACUUGACUCUAUUGAUCUUAUCUCUAGUCGAAAGGUGACCGUCAUGUUGCCUACUGCUCGCAUAAUCGAUGGCGAAUCGAUCGGAGCGCAACAAGAGACUAAUAACGGCCAACGGGCCCCCUUUUCUGCCAUAUAUACAUCCAUACAUGACGGAGACGAUGGAAACCUGCAGCCAGAAGAUUUGACAUUUGUUCCUUAUAAGUCUCACAAGCAUUUAAGGUCCAUACUGCCUUGUACCAUUUCCCUAGCCCUGAGAUCAUCAAGCAUAACAAGGUAA